Molecule: messenger RNA, 1473 nt
Organism: Gastrolobium bilobum
Lineage: Eukaryota; Viridiplantae; Streptophyta; Magnoliopsida; Fabales; Fabaceae
Exons: 1
Source: RefSeq, a predicted model, not a curated record
UUUGCCCCUUUGGCUGGAGCUAAGAGGAGCAUGGAAGGUUCCAAGGGUGAUGAAGGAGCCGUCACGGUAGGAACCACCGGAACAAUCAGCUCGUUGAUAACAAGGGAAUUGGAUCAGAUCUCUUCUGCUCCACACCAGCAGGAAUCUUCAACAAGUAAACCUCGAAUUUCAGUUGCCUGUGGUAGUACUACUCCAAAGCAACUACAACCAAGAAAAUCAUUAGAUGAAGCCAGCAGCAGCAGAGGAAGUAAUAUCAUAAACCAUAGAAGCCCUGUGAUUGGUCCCAAAACAAAAUUUAAUGGCAAACAUUCACAUCAAAUACCUAUGCUUGGUUCUGAUAAUUUUUCAUUGGACGCAAGUCCAAUUAGGAAGAAAAAUGAUAAAAAGAAAAAAUCCAACAUUGUUGAAGUUGUGGACAUUAAAUGUGGUAAUGCAGAUAAAGCUUGGGCAACCCCAAUAACAAAUUCUCUCAAGAAAUUGGGUUUCUCAAAGCUCUCUGAGAGAAUUAUUUAAAGCUAAAAUUUUAUGUCAGACUUCAGGUUUUUGUAGCUGAAAGCCGAGGUCCCAUGUGGCUUACAGUUGUCUGAUAUAUCCACCAUAGAACACAUGCUUGGUAGUAGCUUGCUACUUGCUCGCUUUUUCUUUUUACUUUCUUCUCUGGAUACAAUUGUGGGUCUGGAAUCAGUGCUAACUGAGGAACCCAUGUUGAUAGCUUGGGACUUGUUCUUCUGUGAGUUGUUUUGGGAAUUGAAUUCAAGCUGGCUAUAGUACUCAAUUUCUUGCAUUAAAAGGGACCGAACUGUGCCUCUGGCGCCUAUUUCUACAGGAGGAAAUUCAGCCAUCUCUUUUGUGUUGUUUGUGACAAGGAUGAUGGUCUAUGCAUGCUUUGUUUGGUUAAUGUCAAGGAGAAAGCAAAAUCUUGUGAUUGAAGUAGGGUGGUUUGGGGUGGGGAACUUGCACGGAUUCUGGGGCAUUUUCUUUGGUUUGAAGUGACUUAGUUUCACGAGAACUAGCCACCUUAUGCAUGGCAUCUGUAUAUGUAGUUGGAGAGCUAGUUGAUGACAUGGUCAUUGCAUUCAUGUGCUUGCAGUAAAACACUCAAGCUCCUAGCUUUUGUACUAUCCUUGUAACUGCUUUAAGUUUCAUCAACAUGUCCUAGGUACAUGCUAAGGUAAUUAUUUGAGACUCUGGUCAGUGUAAUUUGGACCAGAUGGGAUUCAUGUGAAAGAAAAUUGUAGGACAAUCUCUUUCAUUGACUUUUGUGUAAGUUGGUGUUACAGUUUGGUGUCUUAAAUGGCACGGGAACAAUAGGAGUCUAGGUGGUUUAGUAAAAAGACUUUAUUUUAGUGCUUUUCAGGUAUGGGAGAACUAUGGAUGAUUUUAUUUUGGCUGGCUCUAUCUAUUAUUUAAUUUGGUUUUAUUCUGGGAUGUGCAGAGGAUAAUGUAUUUAUGUGCUCAAGGAUAAUGCUUUAA